AUGUCAAUAUGCGGCUUGGUGCGGCGCUGGGAAACGGAACCACAGGAAAGAUGUAAACCAAGCAACCAGCGAAGACCAGUAAACGAAGACACUAAACGUAACCCCCAGGGACGCCGCAACUUAGGUCCGAUAAACGGAACCACGCCGACGGGCAGCUCGUUGAGUCGCUAUCCCCGAAGCAGCGAGCGUCUGCCUGAAGCAGCCAUCUUUUGUGAGAGAAUGUACGGGGCGACACGGCGGGCCUGCUCGGGCUCCGGCCGGGGCCGUAGCCUGCUGAUGCUUACAACCGCGCUCCUGCUUUCGGUUCUCGGGCUGCUCUCCGGGCUGCCUGGCCUCACCGACGCGAAGGAAUGCGACAAAACGUGUAUGAACGGGCAGUGCAACACGGCGACGGGCAACUGUGUGUGCUUCCCCGGCUGGGUUGGGGACCAAUGCCAGCACUGCGGAGGGCGAUUCAGGUUGACGGGGCCCUCUGGUCACCUGACUGAUGGUCCAGGAAACUAUAAGUACAAGACCAAAUGCACCUGGCUGAUCGAGGGACAGCCCAACACCAUACUCCGAUUACGGUUCAACCAUUUCGCCACUGAAUGCAGCUGGGACCACCUUUAUGUGUACGAUGGAGACUCCAUCUACGCCCCCCUCCUCGCUGCUUUCAGUGGUCUGAUCGUUCCUGAGCGUUAUGGAAAUGAAACGGUUCCUGAGGUGGUGUCUCAGUCCGGCUACGCCCUGCUGCACUUCUUCAGUGAUGCUGCCUACAACCUGACUGGCUUCAACAUCUCCUACAGGGUGAAUACAUGUCCCAACAACUGCUCCGGCCGCGGGGAGUGCCGCACGGGGAACUCCACUGGUUCGGUGUACUGCGAUUGUGAGGCCGGCUGGAAGGGGGAAGCCUGUGACGUCCCUUACUGCCUGGCUGACUGUGGCAGCCCCGACAGAGGUCGCUGCCAGGGCAAGACGUGCGUCUGCAAGACCGGAUGGCAAGGUCCAGACUGCUCCAUCUCAGUGCCUGCCAACUCCUCUUUCUGGAGCCGGGAGGAGUAUGCCGAGGCCGGGCUGGCCAGGGCUUCCCAUAAGGCCGUGGUGGACCAGGGCGUCAUGUGGGUCAUCGGAGGCUACGUCUUCAACGCCUCCGACUAUCACAUGGUCAAAGCGUAUAACCUCAGCAGCAAGAGCUGGCUGACCCUUGACCCCUCCGUCAACACUGUCACGCCACGAUAUGGCCACUCACUGGCUCUGCAUGAGGGGAAGAUCUACAUGUACGGAGGAAAGAUCGACUCCACCGGUAAUGUGUCCAGUCAGCUGUGGGUUUUCCACAUCCAGAACCAGACCUGGGUGCUCCUGAGCCCGCGGGCCAAGGACCAGUACGCCGUGGUGGGACACUCGGCCCACAUCGUCCCGCCUGUCCAGGAGGGGGCCGGUCCCAUAAUGCUGGUCCUGUUUGGGCACUGUCCUCUGUACGGUUACAUCAGCCAGGUGCAGGAGUACAACAUCGCCAAGAACACAUGGAACAUGGUGUCCACAGAGGGGGCGCUGGUCCAGGGCGGCUACGGCCACAGCAGCGUGUUCGACCCCGGCACCAGAGCCAUCUACAUCCACGGAGGCUACAAGGCCUUCAGUGCCAACAAGUACGGCCUGGCUGGAGACCUGUACAAGUUGGACGUGGACAAGAGGAAAUGGACCGUUCUGAGAGACAGCGGCUUCUUCCGUUACCUCCACACAGCAGUGAUAGUGAGCGGGACGAUGCUGGUGUUCGGAGGAAACACGCACAACGACACAUCCAUGAGCCACGGUGCCAAGUGCUUCUCCUCCGACUUCCUGGCCUACAGUCUGGCGUGUGACGAGUGGACAGUGCUGCCUCGACCGGACCUCUACCACGACGUGAACCGCUUCGGACACUCGGCGGUCUUCAGUGACAGCGUGAUGUACGUGUUCGGCGGCUUCAACAGCCUGCUGCUCAGCGACGUCCUCAUGUACACCUCGCCCAGCUGCUCGGCCUUCUCCAGCCCGGCGUCCUGCGGCCAGGCCUGGCCGGGGAUCCAGUGCGUCUGGAACAGCACCCAGGGGACCUGCCUGCCCUGGGAGAGCAGCGCCGCGGGAAUCGAGCAGCAGCAGCUGCCGGCGUCCUGUAGCACGCGAUCGUAUGCUGAUAACGAGAGGUGUGACCAGUACACUGACUGCUACAGCUGCACUGCAAACACCAACGGCUGCCAGUGGUGUUCAGUCCAGUGUGUGUCUCUGGGAAGCAACUGCACCUCUGCGUCGGGGGCCAUUGGGGAGUAUGAAGUUUGCCCCAAGGACAACCCCUCGUACGUGUGCAACAAGAAAACCAGCUGCAAGAGCUGCGCUGUGGACCAGAACUGUCAAUGGGAGCUCCGGAACCAGGAGUGCAUCUCACUGCCAGAAAACGUGUGCGGUGAAAGUUGGCAUCUGGUGGGCAACUCCUGUCUGAAGUUCAUCACGGCAAAGGACUCGUACGACAACGCCAAGCUGGCCUGCCGGAGCCACAACGCCGUCCUGGCCUCGCUGACCACGCAGAAGAAGGUGGACUUUGUCCUGAAGGAGCUGCAGAUCAUGAGCGUGGUGUACAAAGCCACAGUGACACCCUGGGUGGGGCUCAGGAAAAUCAACGUGUCGUACUGGUGCUGGGAGGACAUGUCGCCCUUCACCAACACCACCCUGCAGUGGCUGCCCGGCGAGCCGAGCGACGCUGGCUUCUGCGGCUACCUGGCCGAGCCGGCGUCCAGCGGGCUGAAAGCGCAGACCUGCAUCAACCCGGUGAACGGCAGCCUGUGUGAGCGGCCAGCCAACCACAGUGCCAAGCAGUGUCGGACGCCGUGCGCCCUGAGGACCACCUGCAGCGAGUGCACCAGCAGCAGCUCGGAGUGCAUGUGGUGCAGCAACAUGAAGCAGUGCGUUGACUCCAACGCCUACGUGGCCUCCUUCCCCUUCGGACAGUGCAUGGAGUGGUACACCAUGAACAGCUGUCCACCGGAGAACUGCUCUGGGUACAGAACAUGUGGCCAGUGUCUGGACCAGCCGGGCUGCGGUUGGUGCACAGACCCCAGUAACACGGGCAAAGGUCAGUGCAUCGAGGGCUCCUAUCGCGGACCUUUCCAGACCUCCGUCCCGGCCCCGUCUACCCUCCCUGGCCUGCCCGCCAACCCCCAGCCGGCCCUCAAUGCCAGCAUGUGCCCCGGCGAGGCCAAAUACAACUGGUCCUUCAUCCACUGCCCAGCUUGUCAGUGUAACGGCCACAGCCAGUGUGUCAACGAGAGCGUGUGCGAGAAGUGCGAGGACCUGACGACCGGCCGGCACUGCGAGAGCUGCAUCUCCGGCUUCUACGGAGAUCCGACCAACGGGGGCAGCUGCCAGCCCUGCAAGUGUAACGGCCACGCCAGCAUGUGCAACCCCAACAACGGCAAGUGCUUCUGCACCACUAAAGGCAUCAAAGGAGACCGCUGCCACCUGUGUGAAGUCGAGAACCGUUACCAAGGCAACCCCCUCAAAGGCACAUGCUACUACACGCUCCUCAUCGACUACCAGUUCACCUUCAGCCUGUCGCAGGAGGACGACCGCUACUACACCGCCAUCAACUUCGUGGCCACACCUGAGGAGCCAAACCGAGACCUAGACAUGUUCAUAAAUGCCUCAAAGAACUUCAACCUGAACAUCACCUGGGCCACCAGCUUCACCGCGGGCACCCAGACCGGGGAGGAGAUCCCCAUCGUCUCCCGUAGCAACAUCAAGGAGUUCAAGGACAGCUUCUCCAACGAGAACUUCGACUUUCGCAACAGCCCGAACAUCACGUUCUUUGUCUACGUCAGCAACUUCACAUGGCCCAUCAAGAUCCAAAUCGCCUUCUCCCAGCACAGUAACUUCAUGGACCUGGUGCAGUUCUUUGUCACGUUCUUCAGCUGCUUCCUGUCCCUGCUGCUGGUGGCCGCCGUGGUUUGGAAGAUCAAGCAAAGCUGCUGGGCGUCGCGGCGACGAGAGCAACUGCUCAGAGAGAUGCAGCAGAUGGCCAGCCGGCCUUUCGCCACCAUCAACGUCGCCUUGGAGACGGACGAGGAGCCGCCUGACCUGAUAGGAGGAAACGUCAAGUCCGUCCCAAAACCCAUCGCCCUCGAGCCUUGCUUUGGCAACAAAGCCGCCGUGCUCUCCAUCUUUGUGCGGUUACCCAGAGGCACCGGCGGCAUCCCUCCUCCAGGACAGUCUGGUCUGGCAGUGGCCAGUGCGCUGGUGGACGUCUCUCAGCAGAUGUGCGUGGGCUACAAGGAGAAGUCCGGAGGCCUGAGGAACCGCAAACAGCAGCCCACCGCACAGCCAUCCACCUGUAUCUGACCACGCCCCCCGUCCCCCUCUACCACCCCACCACCCGACCACCCGGUUCUCUCCCAUCAACCCCCGCCUCGGCCCCCUCCUUCACAGACUUCCGCCAGCUCCGCUCUGGCAGGGAGAGGUGCAUGCUGGGACGCAGAACUGGAACAUUUCGGCGCGGGGGCCGAGUCGUCCGGCGGUCUGGAGCUUCCCCUCCCUCUCCUCCUACGGGAACUGUGGGUCCCCACGAACUGACGGACAGAAACUGGACUCAAGGGGGGGGAGCGAGGGAGGGAGGGAGGGACAGAGCGGGUGCUGACUUCACCCUUUCCCCUCAAAAAACAUUUUACAUUUGUCGACACCGCCUCGUUAGAGUCGAGGCGGCCACGGCUUGCUGCUAGAAGAGAUCCUCGUCUCGUAGUUUUUGAAAAAUCCAGAGACUUUGCAACCCCCUAUAUCCUCGUUUUCCUUAAGUUAUUGUUGUUCUUUGUUUUGUAUUGUUUUAUUUUGAAGGCAGGAACAAACUGGACAUGUUCAGCUGCGCGUGCACACACACACAAAAAACACACACACACAAAAAAAACACACACUUCCAAGAACCAACUUUCCGGGCCCUUGUACUCAUUUGUAGCCCUUUGUCGCCUGCUGUCGUGUUCGCAGCUCAGCGCUGAGGGCCGGAGUCGCCGGAGUCCUUUACGGUCCAGCCUCGGAGCAAGCUAACAGCAUGUUCAGUCUUCCUUUAAUGAGGAUCCGCUGUAGGGGGCUGGCCGUGCAGCCGAAGCCCAUCGAAAGAGUCUGUGACAUUUCUAAUCGGCUGUCCUCUGCCGCCGUCUUCUCUGUCGCCGGUCUGGAGCGUCGUCUCCGCCCGUCUCCCCCCUGUCUCGGUGGCCAUCUGGCCGCCGAGCCGAACGCCUUCCCAGCCUCUCUGGCUGCGUGACCACGGCGACAUCCCAUCCACGCUGGCUGGCCGGACCGUAAGCCAGCGCCGGUUGAAACUUUUCCAGCUAAUUACUCCUCCAGUCGCAGUGAAAGCCAGCGGCUGCUCACACCCACAGCAGAGCAGCUGGUGGCGAGAAAACCCUCCAGUGCUUAACGAUUGUCCCUUUGGCAGGGCUGCGCCUCGAGCUCAUGUGAAACAGGCUUCCUAUAGAUCGCCUGACUCCGAUCGACUGAAGUGAUUAGGCUGAUGUGUGUGAGGGGAGCAGCAUCCUCUGUGAUCGUUGCCUCAGAAAUCCAUGGCCUCUAAUUGCCGCUCGUCCCCAAAUGUAAACCCCCCGGCGUUCGAUGGUGAUUGUUCCGUGUCCCCGAGCUAUCUACAGCUGCUCUGUUAGCCCCGGCAGCUGUGACGUCCGUGCUCGUAUUGAUACCACAGCGGAGGCGCUAACAUUUAAACGGUACCGGGCCGACGGCUCCGAACAUGAAGCACACACGAGCAGCCGCAAUGCAAGAGUCCGCGUCUCUUCCCUUAUUUGAACCUUUUGUCAAAUGGGACUUUUGAAUUGACUGCAUCUCACGGAAGACUUUGAGUAUUGAUUUGAAAAAAAGACGAAAAAAAACCCAUUCAUUGCUUUUUCUUAAAAUUGCCUCUUGAAAUUAUCUUGUUGCCUGGUCUCUUGGGCUUACUCCGCUUUUGUGCUCCGUGCGCGAGGUUUGCUCUAAGCCGAUCCUUUAUUUCUCCUUCCUUUUAUAUCUGCUCUACCUGCUCUCUCCACUGUCCUUAUCUGAAAUCGCCGGGCCAUUUUUAAAAGAAACAUUGCUUCUUUUUGUCGACCGGGGGAAAAUGAGGGAAACCGCAGAAUGAAAAACACAAGGCAAACAGAAGACACUAGAAAAGAAAGAAAACUCUGGCUGCUCGAUUGCCACCCCGAGGCCAUCAGGGUGGCAGAUCUUUGUUUCUUUUCUUCUUCAGUCUGAAUAUCAGAGCAGGCUUAGUCCACGUUGGUCGUCUUUGCAGAGCAUACGUUGCAAACACCUGCAGCUCUUCGACUGAAGGCCGAGGCGCUCGCACACACACACGCCUCUCAGAGUGAUUAACUUCCCCGCCCCCUGAGCGAUACAGUAAUAGAACAAUUUAAUAACUCACAUUUUGCCCUAAAGAAGGCGUCGUAUUUAGUUCCAGGCUCUCACAUGUGGUCAGCGCUCUAGAACUGCUCAGUGUCUGGUUAAAGGGCACACUUUUAGCACUGGGAAAAGGUCAGAGCAGAAAGCAUGAACAAAGUUGACAUUCUGUAAUUAUAGAGAGCUGGAUGUGCUCACAACUCCACUCACUGACCCCAGCGAGCGUCACGCCAUUAAGGAGUCAGCUCUGUUCGUACUCGCACUGAGGAAUCCAAGCAUUCUGCUUUUACUCUCUGCUGCGGCGACCGUUUUCAGCCAUCGCGCCCGCUUUAGGUUUUGAUGUUCAUUCUGUCGCUUCUGCAGAGGCUCGGCGGUGCAAAAUGACCGUCAGUCAUCGGCUGAACGUGACAAAAUAUGCCGGUCGGCGGGUUUGUGCGACUGAUUACAAACUUCACGAAAAGCCUCCAUGUGAGCUGCAUAAAACUUUAAAUCCAACACUGUUUGAGUCCAUCUGAAAGCAGAGCGAGGAGCUUCGUCGUCUCUGCUUCUUCUCAGGUUUGCAGAAGCUUUUUUGACUUUAUGUUUGUCUACACUACUAAACAUAUGGAGGUGCUAUUCAAUUAUGGGGAAAGGGCUGAUGAUCGAAGGGAAAUUUAGGCAACAAAUGUUCUUCAGCCUCGGGCAGAAAUGGUUCCACUUCCACGGACUUCAGUCUAAUUCAGUUUCUGGUUUUUACAAACAUCUUUUUUAAAAAUAGUUUAAACCGACGGCGCUUCAUUGCCGAGACGCUCAUGUUUAGUGAACACUCACCUCCAAGCAGCUUGAAACAAAAGCAACAGAUAACACUCAUUUAUGACCCCGAGCGGAUGGAGGCGAGAUGUGACCUGCAAAGUCACGUGACCCAUCAUCAAACGGGCGACGUGCACACUGCAGCAUCAGCAGCAGCUCUGAGAUCAGACGGCAUGUCGUCUGUUUGAUUUUCAGCGGGUGAAAUGUCUGAUUCCACGACGCUUACACUACCUGUUCAUGAAAAUCACUUUAUUUCAUUCUCCAGUGACAAUAUUCAGUCACCAAACGUACAAACGUGGUGUUCUUCAGCUGCAAACUUUAUUUUGUUUCCCACGAAGCAUUUCUUCAUACAUGAUUCUGUUCUGCAGCUGAUUCAAAUGUACUGUGUUAAUAAUUUCACAAAGGAUGAAGAUUGUGGCUUUUUUUUUAUUUUUCUUUUGUAAAUGAAUGUAAAAUGAAAAACCACCUGCGCAGCCACGGCGAGUCUGUGACCUGGAGCUCGCUGAGGGCGCUCUGUGAGUCCCAGCAGCCUGCUGUCAUUGGUUCGUCUCUGGCCCGGGGUGACAGGGCGGGUCACUGGUUCACACGGACGCCGCGGUACCUGAAAGGUCACAGGUCAGACCGUGCAGGAGCUGGUUUGUCUUGUUGGAGACGUAUUGAGAAAGACACUGGAUUUGUAGAUCUAAGGUCUGCGGCCUGCCCAGAACCUUACCGGACCGGUGAGACGAGCAGAUCCUGGGUCUGAUAGCAUCUACGAACUCAUCUUAGAGGUUUGUUUUUUACCUCUACCAUCUGAUUCAUUCAGCGCCUCUUUGACAAACUGUUUAUUUUGUCGCCCUGUGUGGCCAGUCUGACCCAUUUAGAACUGCAAGACUGGCAGAGUGCUGAAACUCUAUUAUCUGUAAAUGCUAUUUGACCCAGAUCUGUUGUCAGCAGCUUCACACUGGGUUCCUACACAGGUCUGCAGAGUCUCGAGGCUUCAAACGUGAUUAGGAAUAUUCAAAAGGAAAAAAGGUCAUUUGAGACAUUUCCCCUCUGCUCCACCCACACAGGAGGAUUUAUUUUUGGCUGAUCAGACGUCUUUGCAGGCGUGUGGGCGUCUGCAGAUGGAGCUUGAUUGACGUCUCCCUCUGUCCUCUUGCAUUUGUCACACCUGGGCUAAAUCAGACCUCUGUGACGGGGCUGAACAGUCGGACUCCUCAUUCCAGAUUUGUUCGUCCAAUUAAUUCCAGUAUGACCAGUUCAAAUUCCUGACUGGAAUGUGUGCCCAUUGGUUGGUUGAACUACCGUCAAAUGUUAUUGGCUGUUGUAAUUACAUGACACAUGAAAUGAGGAAAUAUGCUGUAAACUGAUUCAUAAUGUCAAUAUCGGCACAUCCUGUAAAGAAGCCUGAUCAGCCACAUUAAUCGCUGUUGGUUAAUUGAUUAGGCCCGGUUUAGUCCGCUUUAGCUGCGUUUUUAGGGCUUUCAGGGCUUAGCCACGUUCCGACUGGCUGUUUUACUCCUACGUUCCUGUUCGAACAUGUGGUGCAGAUGUGUUAAAGGCGGCCUCUGGAGUUCACUGUUAAUCACCUGCAGGUGUAACAGAUGUGUUGAAUCAAUUUCCUUCCUCGUGAAUAAUUAGCACAAAUGUCUUUUAAUAGAUUUUAAAUCCUGCUUUUGUUUAAAUCUGUGUUGACUUGCCAGCAGUCGUCUUCUUCCCUGCCUUUGCUGGCACAUCGCUGCGUUUCUUGGCACAACACCGCCGCCUGUACAUCGUGUGAAAUCUUUGGCAGGAAUCUGUGUCAACACACCAUAAAAACAUGAUCUAUAACACUGCUAGUGGUCAAAAACUCCACAGAGGCCCUUUAAGCUACUGCUGAUGCAAACUGCUGCUUCACAUUAAGAGUUUUCCACCUGCAAACCAGUGGGAGGCUUUUAUUGUGAAGGAGCAGUAGUAAAUGCAGUGCUUUGCGCAGAGUUAGUGGGGCUUUGUUUAGCAGUCGUGCUCUUCCACAGAAAUUGGUUGCUCUUUAGUCCUCGGAUCAUCUUAGCUGAUCUGCAGCCUUUGUCUUGCUUUGCCGUGUUGUGGAGAAAAGCUCUCAGUGCAGACGCCUGCAGCCCUGUUGGAACAGCAUCACUGAAAAGUCCUGUGUGGGGAUGGAUGGUUUUUAAAAAACACAUUUUUUCUGUAAAAAAAAAAAAAAAAAGCACCUUUUUCCUGAGUCACUGGUGUCAGUUGCAGUAGAGAGGAGAGUCCCAGCCUUCAGACCUGAGACCUCAUGGAAGCAGCAAAUCAAAACUUAAGAGCACAAUACAAACCUGUCUGUCCGGAGAAGGCUGGAGGUUAAAUCUUCGUCCCCUCGCUCUAACGCACCGAAGCCCAGCCCUGUCGGUGAACGUGAACUUCACCGUGCGCACUGCGCUGGUGCUGCGUUCCAGGAUUCUUGGGUCCUAAAGUUCAGAUUUUCCGGACGAUUACAUCUCGGCGGCAUUUUGAGCUGCCCGAGUGCAAAGCGGCCCCGAGCUGCUCAAAGCAUCUGAGGGGAAGCUCGCAGGGAGAAAAUGUGUAGGAACCCCGUCUGCCAUCGUGCCACCAUACCUGUGAAAUGCCUGUCAGGUUUGUUUCGAUUUAAAGAGAUGAGCGACUCCCUCCGUCUCGUCCCGCUUUCCAAGCCUCAAACUUUAUCGGGUAACACUUUAGCUUUACAGUGGCCUUAUUCCAGCUCAUUGAUCUCUGUAUUAACUGAUAGAAAUGUACAGCAAAUACAUAUUUAUAAAGUGUGAUUAGUUACUGGAAAUCUAAUAUUCACCAUACAAGUAGAGUUUCCUCAAACACUGGCAGCAUUAACAUGUUGAAAAGGCUUUAAUGCACAGGUUGAAGCAUCAGAAUAAGGUCACUGUAAAAUGUGGAUUCCCCCUCCUCCUUUCUUUCUGUCUCUCUUUGUAUAGCGGCAUUAUAUAUACUGAGGAAGUAGUUUGUUAAUAUGUAUAAUUUAGCGGUCGCUGUUUUUUUGUAAAUAAUGAGAAAGUAUUGUGAAUGACAUUUGUUGAAUGGUUUUAAAAAUCAUUUAUUGCAAACCUCUCCAGGCUUUUAUAAAUGUGACUGCAAUACAUAGCAUAUUUUGUAUGUAAGACAGCAGUGUAAAGAUGAACAAGCAUUACUAGAAGCUGAUGAAACUACGUGUAAAACUUGAGGAUAAUAGCUUACUGAACUUGUAAUUACUGAUGUACAUAAAAGAAUGACAGAACAUUUUUGUCUAUUAUUAAAUGUGAAAAUCCA
This is a messenger RNA of Chelmon rostratus (copperband butterflyfish), 10425 nucleotides long. RefSeq names its product attractin (gene atrn). NCBI's taxonomy places the organism in Eukaryota, Metazoa, Chordata, Actinopteri, Chaetodontiformes, Chaetodontidae. The record is from RefSeq and is a predicted model, not a curated record. Gene Ontology annotation, cellular component: Golgi apparatus. Gene Ontology annotation, molecular function: protein binding.